Molecule: messenger RNA, 2306 nt
Organism: Spea bombifrons (plains spadefoot toad)
Lineage: Eukaryota; Metazoa; Chordata; Amphibia; Anura; Pelobatidae
Gene: OTUD5
Product: OTU deubiquitinase 5
Exons: 9
Coding region: 84-1679 (531 amino acids)
Biological process (GO): protein deubiquitination
Molecular function (GO): cysteine-type deubiquitinase activity; K63-linked deubiquitinase activity
Source: RefSeq, a predicted model, not a curated record
UGGUGACGUCUCCGCUCAACCGACAGGAAGCGAUCGGAGCGGCGCUCGGGUGACGCAUCCUCGGUGUCCGGUGAAGGUGACCGAUGACCAUCCUCCCGAAGAAGAAGCCACCUCCCCCCUCGGACCCAGAAGAUGGGGACCGGGGCGGCUCGGGCGGUGGGGACUCUCACCAGCAUUCCCGCCCCGGGGCCCGGCCCCGCGCCUCCCCGCCCCCGCGCUGGGCCUACCCGGGAACCCCGGGGCCUGGAGCUCAGCAGGCCUCAUCUCCCCCAGGCGGCGGGGGACCAGGAGGAGCGGGGUCCGGCUCGCUAGGGGAGGGGCUGGGGUGCUGCAGCGGGGCGGGUCCCGGGGGCUGCUGCUCAGGGCCCGGACACAGCAAGAGGAGGAGGCAGGGGGGUGUCGGGCCCGGCGGCGGGCCAGGAGCCGUAGGGGGUGUGGCUGGGACCGGGACCAGUCCGGACCGGGACGACGGAGCCGGGAACAACAGCGAGGACGAGUACGAGACGGCUGCCCGAAUCCAGGUCAUGGAUCCGGACACUGCGGAGCAGGGAUGGCGUGAAAGCGUUAGUAAUGUGAUCCCUGCUUCCCACCAGCAGGAGGACUGGUUUGAGAAAGUGCUGAAGGAGAAGAAGGGAUUUCUCAUCAAACAGAUGAAGGAGGAUGGCGCCUGUCUGUUCCGAGCCGUCGCUGAUCAGGUGUACGGGGACCAGGAUAUGCACGAGGUGGUGCGGAAGCAUUGCAUGGAUUACCUGAUGAAAAACGCAGACUACUUUUCAAAUUAUGUAACAGAAGAUUUCACGGCGUACAUCAACCGGAAGCGGAAAAAUAACUGCCACGGCAACCACAUUGAGAUGCAAGCCAUGGCGGAGAUGUACAACCGGCCGGUGGAGGUGUAUCAGUAUGGAACAGAACCAAUCAACACGUUCCAUGGCAUCCAGCAGAAUGAAGAUGAACCAAUCAGAGUGAGCUACCACCGGAAUAUCCACUACAACUCUGUCGUGAACCCCAACAAAGCCACCAUAGGCGUAGGCCUAGGACUUCCAUCCUUCAAGCCUGGGUACGCUGACCAGUCCCUGAUGAAGAACGCGAUCCGAACGUCCGAGGAAUCCUGGAUCGAGCAGCAGAUGUUGGAAGACAAGAAAAGAGCCACAGAUUGGGAGGCCACAAAUGAGGCCAUUGAGGAACAAGUAGCGCGGGAGUCCUACCUACAGUGGCUACGGGACCAAGAGAAGCAAGCCAGACAGCCACGCAAAGCCAGUGCCACGUGCAGUUCGGCAACGGCAGCGGCAUCGAGUGGGCCGGAGGAAUGGAGUAGCCGCUCCCCGAGGCAGCGCAGCACGGCAGGGUCCCCAGAGCACCUGGACAUGCAUGGAGAGCACAGUAUGAAGCCCCCGUCCCCAGGAGCUGCCCUGGUGCUGGCCAAGCCCCCCUCGCCCUGUGCGCCAGGCCCCAGUAGUCAGCCAUGUGCCGGAGCAGACAGAGCCACGUCGCCCCUUGUGUCCUUAUACCCAGCCCUGGAAUGCAGAGCAUUCAUGCAGCACAUGUCUCCCACGGCUUUUGGGCUCCAUUGGGAUGAAGAUGAAAUUUUGGCGAAAGUCUUAGCGGUAUCGCAGCAGGAAUACCUGGACACGGUGAAGAAGACGUCCCUGCGCAGGGAGCCGUCGCCCGACCACAGCUGAUAGCCCAGCGAAUGGCCACUAGUGAUCGGUGUGCCCUGCCUCGCGUGGCGCACGUGGACUGUCUCCCUGUGUCAGUGCUUGCUUUUCCUUCUCUUUCUGCCCUCUCUGGUUUUAUCCCGUCCCUGUGACCCCGUUAUGUAAAUGUACCUCCGGCCCACAGAGAACUGUAUAGCUGCAUGCCACGGCUGCUUGGGCAUUUUAAUCCGAACCUCCUUCCUGCCCCGUGUCACGGCGGCUCGUCUUCGUGUCCCUGCCUUUCAUUUUUUUUCUUUCUUGUUUUUGUGCGGAGGGGAGUUUUUUGUUUUAAAUUAAGGACUGACGCGGCGGCCGCCAUCCACGCCAUCCACACCUCUCCUAUCAGCACCACUUUUGUAACUUUUUUUUGUAUUUUAUUAAGAGGAUGUUCUGAUCAUUCAGAGAAACUUAAGGGGAAAAAAACGUGUCUCGACGAUGUGCUGCGUCUUUUUGUUUUUGCUCAGCGGUUGGGGGGGGGUUUGGAGCCUACGGCUCUGUUACCGUGGAAGGUGCGUCAUCGGGCCGGAUUAUUACCCCCUGUGAGUCCACGAAUCGGCUCUCCAUCCAGCUAUGGUGUGUUACUGGCUUUCACAAUAAAGGUCUUUUCUCAGA